CUUUGUGGGGCUGUGCAGACAACUUUUGGGUGUUGUGGAGUUGAGGCUGAGCUCCUGACCGUGCUUUAGCAUCCUCCCAGUGGUGGUGAGAGGCUUGGCAGGGCAAGGCUUUGUAGUGUGGGACUCCCUGAAGUGCUGGCAAAGGGUCAGCACCCAAAACCAAAUGUUUCCUGCAUGGAAAUAAAGGCUCUGCCAAGUGCUGGUGCCCCACAGCUGUGACUGGGGGGGGGGAGAGGGGGGAGAUGCUCUGCUUUAGGAGGUGCUGAGAGAGAAUCACCCACUGCUCUGCACGCAUCUCCACAUCAGUUAAAGACCCACAGCGUCCCAGGGCUGCGCCCCACAGCACGGCUGGCACCCAAACACCCCCUGGUGCCCACAGCUGGAUGGAGCUGAGCAAAGUGGGAGGUGAUCCUCAGCCCCCCCCCCCCCUCUGUGCCACCCAUCCCCAGGAACGCCUCCCACACCCCAGGGAGGAGCAGCAGCGCCUGCCCCAGCACGCAGUGGGUGCGGGGUGCUGGGAGCCGAUGGAGCCGCGGUGGCAUUACCAGUUCCGGGUGAUCAUGCUGGGGGAUUCGACGGUGGGCAAAUCGUCCCUGCUGCGGCGUUACACCGAGGGGGUUUUCCUGGAUGCCGUCAAUCAGACGGUGGGGGUGGAUUUCUACGUUCAGUUCGUGGAGUUGGAGCCGGGGCUGCAGGUCAAACUGCAGUUCUGGGACACGGCUGGGCAGGAGCGCUUCAGGUCUGUCACCCGUUCCUAUUACCGCAACUCUGCGGGUGCAAUGCUGCUCUUCGACCUCACCAACCGUGCGUCCUUCGAGAGCGUCCGGCGGUGGCACCGGGAGGUGACAGACACCAUCCAACCUUUCCACGUGGUUUUCCUGCUGGUGGGACACAAAAGCGACCUGGUGGGGGAACGUAAGGUGGGCAGGAGGGAGGCGGAGCGGCUGGCGGCGUCGUUGGGCGUGCAGUACGUCGAGACCUCAGCCAAGGACGGCAGCGAUGUGACGCGGGCGUUCCAGAUGCUGACCGUGGCCAUCUACCGGGCGCUGCAGAGCGGGCUGCUGGCACCGUGCGAGGCGUGGGACGGGGUGAAGAGCAGCGUGCCGCUGCCAGCACCGUGCCCGAAGAAGGAGAAGCAGAAGAAAUGCGCGUGCUAAGGAGGGCGUUGAGGUGCUGGGCGCUGCCGGGUGCCGAGGAAGGAGGAGCAGCGAGUGAUGGCGUUAAACAGCCCCCUGCUCACCCCACCGCCUGCCCCGUUUCCUGAGGAAAGGGAGGUGCCAGAGCCCCGUUCUUCUGUUCUCCCCCCUUACAAAGCGGUUCCCAGACAGCGAGCGCAGCCCCUCCCUGUGCCCUCGGGUCCCAAACCCGUUUUACUAUGGAGCAGAGAAUGCUAUGGUGUCCUGUGCCCAGCAGCACCCAGCCACGCUUUGGGCAGAGCCCUGGGAACAGACGGCAGCUCUGUGCCCCAGGAGCUGCCUCUCCCUCCCGAGCACCGGUCAGACCGGCCUCAGCCGCACUUACUGCAUGCCCCGGGCUGCCCAGCUGCACGGAGCCCUCAAGUAUCAACAAAGUGGGUUUCACCCGUGGGUGCUGGCAGCCCUGGAGCCCCAGCAGCGAGCUCCGCAGUGAGGCAGUGUCCACAACCUCCCUUUCUUUGCAGGGAGCACGCAGAGCUGCCCUUUCCCUCCCCACCACAUCCCACAGCAGCCGUAGUUUCUCUGCUGUGUGCCAGUUGGGGCAGAACAGAUGCUGGGAUGUGACUCUUCACGUUGUGAAUGCACUCAUCUCUUAUCCACAGCCACCACUUUCCUCCUACCUGCAGCCAAGCAGAGGCUGAACUACAUCAGGAGCCCUUGGCACAGU
Messenger RNA from Lagopus muta (rock ptarmigan), 1863 nucleotides. It is a transcript of the gene RAB42, whose product is annotated as RAB42, member RAS oncogene family. Gene Ontology annotation, cellular component: Golgi membrane. Gene Ontology annotation, molecular function: GTPase activity; GTP binding. The coding region runs from base 384 to 1157 and encodes 257 amino acids. Lineage: Eukaryota; Metazoa; Chordata; Aves; Galliformes; Phasianidae. The transcript has 2 exons. The record is from RefSeq and is a predicted model, not a curated record.